CGUAUUUUUCAUCAUCGCGUUCAAGUCUGAGCCUCGAUUGUUCAGCAUGCAUUUGGUCACAUUCCCACUCAUAUCGCUGCUCUUCAGUCUCGCGAGCUCAUUUUCAAUUCCCAACUUUAUUCAGGAACAUCUUUUGAGCGCCAGAAGCGAAUCCUCUCCAAAUCCAAUUGCCACACAAUAUCCAAACAAUGUUACUGGCACGAUCAAUGGGACAAUUGCCGUUGUACCUAUUCCUUACAAGCUGGCCAGGAGCAUCAUUCCAGCUCAAUAUAAUAUUUUGAGAAAGGCGUAUGAGUGUCAAUUGUUUGGGUUCCCCCGUGAUAGCUACCCGCUUAUUGUUCGAGCCGGUUUUGAUCAUGGCGUCGGAUUGUUUUCUUUAGGCCUCUCUGUGCCCGAUUUUCAGAAAUUAAUGAUAUUUUAUCCCUUCGUGGAUUUACUUGGAGACGGAUACUCGAGUUUUGCGUAUGAAAAAUAUAUUCUGAUCUCAAGUGACAAUCUCGUUGCACUGGGAGGGGCCGCAUCGUAUGGCCAAAUACCUGUGCCAACCAACUUCACCCCUUCACUUGAUGCUUACGCAUUCAAGAGUGCUGAUAUGGUGGAUAAAGGAUCCCAGGAAAUAUUCUUGGAUGCCUACACCGAUUUGAGCAGUAUUCAUCCAGUUGUCACGACAAAGUUCAAGCCAACUCGGGGCAUCGCCCCAUGGCCUCUUGAUUUCUACGUUAAUAUAACAAAUCAACCGAGUUUCACAGACGGUCUAUCGUGUGAUAAUCAGCUCAAUCUUUUCAACACCACCCUGUCCACCGGGAAGAAUGCUCCUGUUGCGGUGAGAGGAGAGAUCAUGGUGAAAGCACCUUAUAUCCCAACCGAUAGUACAUUCAGAGACCUCCACGGUAUCAAAGUCGAUAUCGCAUUCAUCGAGAACAAUCAGGUUCCGUGCUCGCAAUUGAAGGGGUAUAGCGGAACGGGAUCUGGGGAUUGAUAUUCGUCACCUGAGUUGAGGUCCUCCGAGCGGACUCUAAUGUCCAAGAGUCAAGACCAUAGCCCUAUCAUGUACUGUACAUGCCUCCCCGAACUCGGCUACAG
Messenger RNA from Hyaloscypha bicolor E, 1083 nucleotides. RefSeq lists its product as uncharacterized. The transcript has 5 exons. The record is from RefSeq and is a predicted model, not a curated record. Lineage: Eukaryota; Fungi; Ascomycota; Leotiomycetes; Helotiales; Hyaloscyphaceae. Bases 47 to 979 code for a protein of 310 amino acids.